CCGGCUCCUCUCUCUCCUGCGCCGUUUCUCCGUGCGCGCCCCCGCGCAGAGACAGGCUUCGGGGAGCUCGGGGAGCACACGAGCGGCAGCGGGGGAGAGCGAAAGAUGGAGGUGAGGGUCGGGGAGAGACUCCUGUGCCUGGCCGUGCUGUCCAGCGUCCUCUGCGUGGACUCGGUCCUCGGGAAAUACGUCAGAGGAAUCGUCAACACCAAAGAGGACUGGGUUUUCCUCACACGCUUCUGCUUUCUCACCGACUUCGGCCGCUUGGACUUCCGGUUUCGUUAUCCAAAGUCUCGCUGCUGUCAGAACAUAUUGCUCUACUUUGAUGACAGCUCUCAGUGGCCAGCUGUGUACAAAAGGCCCGAAAAGAACUGCUACCAGAAGGAAGCAGUGCUGAGGCCUGAAAACAACCAGGUCAUCAACCUGACAACCCGCUACACCUGGUCAGGAUGUGUGGUGGAGGGCGACGGGAACGACGAGGUCCUGAGCUGCGUGGGCGGCCGCAGCUUCCGCUCAGUGAGGGAGAGGUGGUGGUACAUCGCUCUCAGCAAGUGCGGGGGCGAUGGCUUGCAGCUGGAGUACGAGAUGAAGCUGACCAACGGCCAGUCCUUCUGGACGCAGCAUUUCUCUGCAGAUGAAUUCGGCAUCUUGGAGACGGACAUCACCUUCCUGGUCAUCUUCUCCAUGGUGUUCCUCCUCUCCUGUUACUUUGCCUACAAUUUGAAGGGAAGACAGCUUCUUCACACCACCUACAAAAUGUUUAUGACUGCUGCAGGUGUGGAGGUGCUCAGCCUGUUGUUCCAUUGUGUCUUCUGGGGCCUGUACGCUCGAGAUGGAGUUGGCACCGGCAGCCUGAAAAUACUAGGGAAAUUACUGUUCUCCGUCAGUUUUCUGGUGUUCCUUCUGAUGCUCAUAUUGUUGGGCAAAGGUUUCACUGUCACCAGGGCGAGGAUCAGCCACAGCGGGUCUGUUAAGCUGAGUAUCUACAUGACCGUCUACACCAUCACCUACGUCAUCCUGUUCAUCUACGAGGCAGAGUUCUUUGACCCGGGUGAAGUCCUGUACGCCUACGACAGCCCGGCCGGCUACGGACUGAUGGGCCUGCAGCUGGUUGCCUACGUGUGGUUCUGCUACGCCGUGCUGGUCUCUCUGAAACACUACCCCAAAAGCAGCCCGUUCUACGUCCCUUUCUUCACCACGUACACACUGUGGUUUUUUGCCGUCCCCGUUAUGGCUCUGAUCGCCAACUUUGGGAUUCCUCGUUGGGCUCGUGAGAAGAUUGUCAACGGCAUUCAGCUGGGCAUCCACCUCUACGCUCACAUCGUCUUCCUGGUUAUUACGCGACCGUCGGCAGCCAAUAAGAACUUCCCGUAUCAUGUCCGGACGUCCCAGAUCGGGAUUCUGCUCUCCAGUCCUAAAGGAGGCGAGGGGGGAGAGAGUUUCCCCCAUCAUGCAUAUGGAAAUAGCUCUUUCCUGGGGGAUUCUCAGCCCAACUUCACUGAACUUUUCUCCAUCCAGUCGGAUCCGGUGAAGACGGUGGAGGAGACGGUGGCCCGUAAAGGACCGGAGGUCCCAAGGAACAGCGAGCAGAAGAUCAUCACCACCGCCGCCGACCUGACCUCCAUACUGCCCCCGCCCCCGCCCCCGAUACCCCCGCGCCCGGCCGCGCGCUCCCCGCCGCUGCCGCCGCGGCUCCCAUCCUUCACCGAGUACUUCAGCAUGCAGGGCGGAGGGGGAGCGGCGUUCGGCACCAAGGCGUGAGGAAGGAGAGACGGACGGGGGGACAGGAGGAGUCGGGGCGACGGCGUCGGACAGAAUGACAAUACAAAGAGCAGAGAAACGGAGAAACGGGAUUCCACUUGUUCAAAGACUCAAAGGUCAGCCAAAAAA
Salarias fasciatus (jewelled blenny) is the source of this 1890-nucleotide messenger RNA. It is a transcript of the gene tmem145, whose product is annotated as transmembrane protein 145. Gene Ontology annotation, biological process: G protein-coupled receptor signaling pathway; response to pheromone. NCBI's taxonomy places the organism in Eukaryota, Metazoa, Chordata, Actinopteri, Blenniiformes, Blenniidae. The record is from RefSeq and is a predicted model, not a curated record.